Saccostrea cuccullata (small rock oyster) is the source of this 2990-nucleotide messenger RNA. Its product is annotated as xin actin-binding repeat-containing protein 1-like. The record is from RefSeq and is a predicted model, not a curated record. The transcript is spliced from 2 exons. Lineage: Eukaryota; Metazoa; Mollusca; Bivalvia; Ostreida; Ostreidae. The coding region runs from base 17 to 2635 and encodes 872 amino acids.
UUGUAUUUAGAUCACAAUGAGAGUCCAGUGGCAUUUCCUUUUUAUCCUUCUUGCUGCUGUUUGUAUUAACUGUGCUCCUAACAACAUAUCAGAUCAGAAAUCCGAAGCAACACGUGCUAUCCAGGAUGCCAAAGCCAAAAUAUCCAAAAGCAGUGCCAAGUUUGGGAAACCGUCAUUCAAGUCCUAUUUACCACCAGCACAACCUGUGUCUAUGAAGGAAAUCGGCACUCAUCUAAAAAGUUCGAAACCAAAGACGUUCGCCUUCUCCAGCAACAGUUUUAGGUUCAAAGCACCCGUGUUUUCGCAAGCAAAUCUCCAGCUUAAAACAAAGCAAGCACAGAAGUUACCACGAAAAGAAGUGUUUGCAAAACAAGACAUUCAACAAUAUAAACCUCACACAAACAAAAUAAUAAAGAAGGUUAUGAUCAGAAAUAAAAAGCAGGGUCCAGUUAAGACUAUAAUUAAAAAGAUUAUAAUUCGACGAAAAAUAAAAGUGAAUAAAAACCUUAUGAAUGUUAAUAAGAACAAUCGAGGCAUUGGAGGGUCAAAUAAUGGGUGGAAAAUAAGCCAUUACCCCGGAAAAGAGUGGAAUAAAGCAAACAUAGUUGAAAACCAUAAACUCCACGGGAAAUUUAGAACACAAAGUAAUAUGGAUUUCUCAUUACAAAGCACACAUGAAAAAGUGAAGGAUAUUGCAAAGGAUGAAUCUAGGUCAGAGACUCAUAAAAAACAAACCACAACCCCAAGGCAAAAUACAACACCAACAGUGGCUGAUAAAAUCAAGAAUACACAAUCAAUGUCGACUGGUGGCGAAGUAAAAGCGAAAAAACACGAAAGCAAAGUUGACAAAACUUGGGUGAAAAAUAUAACAAGACUUGAUGCUGUUCAAAGACCGAUAAUGAAAGAACCGACACCGAAUAAGCCACAGUUUGCAAAUUUGGGUCUGAAACCUGCACCAAUGUCUGUAUCGUCCAGCUAUAAAAUUCCUUUUCACAAAUCUGCAAUUGUUUCGAAGAAAAAUGAACAGAAUCUCUCAACUCAGCAAGAAGCAACAAGAAACAUGAUUAUCAAUUCCAGAAAUGAGGCAAGUCAAAAGAGUAGCUAUAAAAUUCCUUUUCAACAUUCUCAAGCUAUAGUUGUUUCGAAGGAAAAGGAACAAAACCUCUCAACUCAGCGAGAAACAACAAGAAACAUGAUUAUCAAUAUCGGAAAAGACGCAAGUCAAAAGAGCGAUAUAAAAUCGGAAGCAAAAAUUAAUAUUGGAGCUAAUACGAUUACUUCUGUGACAAAGAAUUCAGAUCUAACAAAACUAGACGAAAAGAAAAAAGUUAACAAGCCACCCAUGGUUGCUGAUCAAUUGAUCACAGACUUUCAAAUUCCCCUACCCCCUGGUGAAAUAUUUGAGAACGGAAGUCUAUUUAUGAACCUGCCAAGAAAGGAAUUUCAUAAUCCAGCAGAAAUAGUGGUCAAUUCAAUUACAAAUGAUAGAAAAUUUCCCGUGGAAACCCCGCCAGAAAAACAUAAAAGCUUAUUUGAUAAGUUUCAGUCUGUGCAAAGAAAAAGAGGAAUUGCAAAAAGCGAUAUUAUUCCACCAGAUUUGCAUCAAGCUAUCACCGUUAUACAGCAACAAACGAAGAAUAUAGAAAAGAAACCUUUGGAGCCACAUCCUAUUGCUAAAAAUACUGGCCUUUCGUCUGGUGCGAUUCACAAUAUGCGUGAACCAAGCCAGCCUACUGGAGUAAGCGUAGGAGUUUCGCUUUCUGAGCAUUUUAACCAACACCCGCCGCCCCCGGGACAUUUUAGACCCGGAUUUAUACCUCCCCCACCACCUAGUGGAUUUAGAAGACACCAUAUCCCUAAUCCACCUGCUCCAUGGAAUGUACCUACUCCGCCUCUUAUUACACCAGCGAAUAGAAUUCAUACCCAAACAAACCAUUUUGGAAGCAAUCAAAAUACACUAAACCAUAGAGCUCAGAUGAAUUACAUUCAAACAAAAGUUCCACUGAGUGGCGUUAUACCUCAACCACCUAUCGUUGCAAGAAAACAUAGCAGAUUUUCUCGUCCGAAGAACAUAGCACCUUAUCCACAACCUCCUCCUGCGUAUUUGACCAAGGCACCUAACAAGUUAAACCAGGUCCCUGUAGGCGCGCAGGAUCAUGGUCCGUUUGAACCCAUGCAUGUUAACUAUCCUCGAAAUCGUCACAAUGGAGGUCCACAAUUUAACAGAGAUUCCAUGCGGAAACCACCGACACCACCAACUCAGAACUUUGUGGAUACCACAGUUAUUCCAGUGGUGAAUAAACCAGAACCUAGACCAAGAAAACGAAAUCUUCCCAAGCCCGUCAAGUUCGAUCCACUAAAGCAUAUAAUGAAAAGGAAACAGGAAUUAGCAGCGAAGAAGGCUAAGAAACCAACUAAUGUCAGGAAACCACCAGAGCCACCUGGGGAGAAAACAGCAAGCCCAGAUCCUGAUAGGAAAAAAUUAAAUCAGAAAAUAUUUAAAAACUCUUUCCAAAAAGACUAUGUGAAUGAACGCAGAAGCAACCAACCUAUGAAGGAAUUCGUAUCUGAAUUUGAAAGGUUUAUGAAACAAAUGGACUCGUUCAUGGACCUGGCUGGUAUGCUAGAGUUCUAAAAAUUAAAAAUUUGCAGAUCGUUAAAUGUAAUAAAAUGUAUUAAUAUGUAAAAAUGUUCAAACUAAUCAGUCAUGGUGAAAGCAUAUCCUUACACACGUAUGCUAAGAACAUAACAAAAUUUGAAAGAAUUAAGGCAAUGGUGAAGGUCUGUUGUGAUGCAUAUUUUUUUUUACAGGUAAUAUCUCAGGUAUUUCACAGUUUAUACACAGCACAAAUCUUCUGUGGUGUAUCUAAAUUUUAAAAAUAUUGAGAAGGGUCACUUUAUGAAAAAAUACGUUGUAGCACAUAUUUUUAAACUUAGAUCUGUUAAUUAAAUUUUAUCACAUGAGGAAAUCAAAUCACAUCUAUUUUCCU